Siniperca chuatsi (mandarin fish) is the source of this 6171-nucleotide messenger RNA. RefSeq names its product synaptotagmin VIIb (gene syt7b). The coding region runs from base 289 to 2310 and encodes 673 amino acids. Gene Ontology annotation, biological process: vesicle fusion; calcium-ion regulated exocytosis; cellular response to calcium ion. Gene Ontology annotation, cellular component: synapse; membrane; synaptic vesicle. The transcript has 13 exons. Lineage: Eukaryota; Metazoa; Chordata; Actinopteri; Centrarchiformes; Sinipercidae. The record is from RefSeq and is a predicted model, not a curated record. Gene Ontology annotation, molecular function: calcium ion binding; calcium-dependent phospholipid binding; phosphatidylserine binding.
UAGAGCGACUCCGGGCUGAGAAAAGGAGAGACUGAGACUGAGAGAGGCAGAGGGAGAAAGUGAGCGAGCCAAAAUACAUUCAGACUUCCAACAUCACCUAGACCACCUGCUCCAGCACAACAAGGGGAGGAGGACGCACAAGUGCAGGCGCGUCCAUGCGUGCCAGCCGAACAAGACAAUAAGCGGGCAAAGGACCACAAAUCCAAAAUUGGAAUAAGAGUUUAUCUUGAGAACUCUUUGGAAGAGAGCACAGCUUUGCUACAAGAACAAGACUGCCUAGAUGAGUACAUGGUAAGAAGAGCCAUGCAUCUCAACAGAGAAGAAGAUAACAGCAAAGGCUCAGUGUCUCUCAGUGUAUUCCUGGUGUCCGUUGCAUUUGUAGUAUGUGCUGUUUGGCUGGUAGCUCUAUGUGGCAUCUGCACCUGGUGUCAACGUAAACUGGGGAAGAGGAAUAAGCCUGGGGUGGAGGCUGCCAGCUCUCCAGAUUCUGUGAGAGGUCGAGGGGAAAAUAAAGCCAUCAAUGAUCUAGACAGAGACUUUUGGAAUAACAAUGACAGCAGCAACGUGCAACAGAGGUGGAGCUCCUACCCGCCCAAGGAGUUCCUCUUAAACAUGUCUCCCUAUGCUCCCUACGGAGACCCUCGCCUCACGCCCAAUGGGGCCGUGGAUAAGGGUGGGCAGGGUGGUGCUGGACCCUCGCCGGGGGCCAGUGACAGCGGGGGUGGUGCUUGCUCUGGGACAGGGGCGGGGCCCAGUCGCAGUGACAGCGUUCGAAGCAUGGUGACGGGGGGCAGCAAGGCCGGGCGCUGGCAGACGGUCCAGAGCCACAUGCAUGCCGGAGGCCUGCGGUUUGGCAAUUUCGGGGACGCUUCCCUCUCGUCUGCUUCCACCCUGGAGCACAUCCCGUCCUCAGCCGUGGCGCGCCCUCGGCCCCUGGUCCGGCAGCAGAGCCUCCAACAGCCUCUCACUCACCAGCCCCCUCCGGGUCCUAACGACCCCCCAGUCACCUCACAAAGCCUGGGCCAGCUGCACACAGGCCCAGGCGGCGGGGGCCACCGUGGGGGCCCGCGUGGGGUCCGGGGGAGUCCGGCUGGAGCCUCCCGGUACAGAGGAGCAGGGGCAGGCCGAUCAAGGUCAAAUCCUGGCAGCUGGGAUCACAUGGUGGAGCAGAUCCGCAACAGAGGGCUGGACGUCAAGUCGUUCUUUGAGGGGAAGAUGGUUGUUCUGUCUCUAGCAAUCGGGCUGGCUGAACAGGAUGACUUUGCCAACCUCCCAGAUCUACAGGAAGCACCAGCAAGCAAAGAAAACGACACCACACCAGAAAAGAGGACUCCGGGUAACAAACCAGGCAGCAGCCCCAGAGGUCAGACCCCAGACGAGACCGGACGCCGCCACGAUGCCAACUCCUCUGUUUCUGACUUGGCCAACUCAGUCACCAGUGACAUGCUCAUGUUGUCUCCAGGUUCGGAGGAAGAUGAUCAUGAGGGUCCAGUGUGUGAGAAGCUGGGUCGUAUUCAGUUCAGUGUUGGAUACAGUUUUCAGGACUCCACCCUCACUGUCAAAAUUCUCAAGGGCCAGGAUUUGCCUGCUAAGGACUUUUCUGGCACCUCUGAUCCGUUUGUCAAACUCUACCUGCUGCCAGACAAGAAGCACAAAUUGGAGACCAAAGUCAAGAGGAAGAAUCUAAACCCCCACUGGAAUGAGACCUUCCUGUUUGAAGGGUUCCCUUAUGAGAAGGUGGUCCAGAGGACUCUAUACCUGCAGGUUCUCGACUACGACCGCUUCAGCAGGAAUGACCCCAUAGGAGAAGUAUCCGUCCCUCUCAACAAACUGGACCUGGCCAACAUGCAGACUUUCUGGAAGGAGCUGAAACCAUGUAGCGAUGGCAGCGGGAGUCGAGGGGAUCUGCUGGUGUCUCUGUGCUACAACCCCACAGCCAACACCAUCACUGUGAGCAUCAUCAAAGCCCGCAACCUCAAAGCCAUGGACAUUGGAGGCACUUCUGACCCCUAUGUAAAAGUGUGGUUGAUGCACAAGGACAAGCGUGUGGAGAAGAAGAAGACUGUGGUAAUGAAGCGCUGUCUGAACCCUGUUUUCAACGAGUCCUUCCCCUUUGACGUGCCUGCCCACGUGCUGAGGGAGACCACCAUAAUUAUCACCGUCAUGGACAAGGACAGGCUCAGUCGCAAUGAUGUCAUUGGAAAGAUUUAUCUUUCAUGGAAGAGUGGCCCUGCAGAGGUAAAACACUGGAAAGACAUGAUGGGUCGUCCUCGUACUGCUGUGUCCCAGUGGCAUGCUCUCAAGGCCUGAGGAACCCAGCGACCAACCUGCCUACAGUGUUAUUCCCCUCAGAAUUCAGCAUCAGCCUCUCAGCCCCUGCCUUCAGCACAUAUCCCCUACUCCCUAACUGCAGUCUUGGGCUGCAGACAAUGUGUUUCAUCUCUUCGUUCUCAGGCCUCUUUGAUAUCCUCUGCCCUCAGUCUUUGUGACACCAUCCUUAAAUUUCACCCUUGUCAAGUUUUGAUUCACACCUGACCCCCUCUCAUCCCUAUGUCUGAACUUAAAUAUUCUUUAUAAUAUCUUUAAUGUCUACUCACUUCCUCCUUGUGCCCUCUUUCUACGAGAUUAGUAGAAGAAGAUACCCCUCAGCCUUUCCUGCACCUUGUCAACCAUACCCAGUGUAACAUCGGAGCAGUACCUCUUGCCACCCAUGAAUACAAACUACCAACCAAAAAUGGAUCAAACUGAUAUUCCAACCGUCCUCUGUGGUGGCAAGACAGGCUGCGUUCAUGCAUGCAGUGUGAAUGGCGCUGACCUGUGCAACCCAUUUACCACCUACAUCUGGUGUUGCAGUGAGGAAUCUUCCACUCUGCUCCUUGUGUCUUUGUUCAAGUCCUCUUCCGUUACUGUCACUAUUCCUCCAUACCCUUAAAAUGCCUGAAAAAUCAGGAAAACCGACACAGGCAAUGGAAAAGUGAUGGGCUAUGUUUAAAAUGGAAUUAGACUGGAAUUGGACUCAUUGUCACUCAACUCAUGUUUGAUCUUUUUCACUUUUCACUCUUUCUCUGGCACCACUGUAAUAAUUCUCCCUUGGCUGGAACCCUUUGUUGUCUGUGCGUGCUGUGGGUGAUGUGCUGUAACCCCAAAUGAAGUUCUUCAACAAAAAAAAGGAUAUGAACAAGAACAUUUAACACUGUCCAAUAGGGGAAAGUGUCAAAAAAAGUUCCUAUUUUCUUGGAAAAGAAAUCCCGAUGGACAGAAAAAAAGAGUAAAGUGAUUAAUGUUGUGUUUUAUUUUUUUCAUUUUCAAAAGAACUUAAAGAAUCCACAUGUUCUUCCAGACACAGAAAACAAGCAAAAAGCCAGCUUCCAUAAGUGCAGAAGUGUGGGUUAAUGUGUAUGUAUGUAUGUGUGUGUGUGUGUGUGUGUGUGUGUGUGUGUGUGAGAGAGAGUUUGUGUGUGUGAAUGUGAAUGAGGGAGUAUUUAGGACUUGCACAGCUAAAUUAAAGAUAUUGUUGAAAACAGCAUUAGCUACAUAAUAAUGGUGAAAAUAAGGUAAUGUAUUGUUAGUAUUUGUGGUGUUGAAGUUAGCUGAAGAUGUGGGGAGGUCACUAAGGUUAAAGGGUCCGUCCACCUGAAUCACAGAAAACACAUACAGUAUUUUCUAACGUACCCCUGGUAUCAAAUCAGGCAGAUAGCGAGUUUGAUUCCCUGAAAUCACUGCUGCCACCCCAAAUACAAAGGAGAUAAACAGGAUUUCAUUGUGGUGCUCAUUGCAUUUGAAGUGGCUUUUGAAAAAUUCACCAGCAGCUUGUCUUUGCAGAAACAAUGCUCUGGUUAAUCAGAUAAUCUACAAACCUCUCAGUGAAAUGGUUUUCAUGGGAAGUAGAAGAAAUCAGUGAAAACAUCUGUCCUCAACAACAUCAAUUGUUUGAGCACUACAAUCAGAAUUCCAUUUAUCUCAAUCACAUGGUGGGAAAAGUCUCAGUGGUACCAUGGAAACUAAAACUGAAACUUUCUGUAUGACUUGAUACCACUAGGGGUAAGUUGGAAAAACAUGUUAUUGUUUUAAUGACAAAAAAAAAUCUUAAUUAAAGGACCCCUUACUAGCUUUUUAGUGCUUAUGUUUUUUUUCAGCCACAUCUCACAGUUUUCCAUUGCACCAAUACGCACCAAGCCCAAGACAUGAUGUGAUGAGGCCAAAGCUACAACCUUCCCUGAGGAAGUCCAAACGAAAAUCAUUGAAAGCACGGACCACACAGUGUCACCCCAUAAUUGGUUAGUUUGGGUGCGGCGCCAUUUUGUGCAAGCCAGGAACUGAACUGUCUGUGGGGUUUUUUCCACCGUGAGAUCUUGGAUUCAACUGAGCAAACUCCGUCUGCCAAGGAGAUGCAGUCAAAAGGAAAAAGCUAGAAAGUGAACCUUGAGUUUAGAUUCUUUUUGUUAAACUACACUCAAUAUUUUGUGAUUUGGGUGAACUGACAAUUUAUGAACUCAGGCAGUAAAUGACUUUAUUUGGGUUACAGAUGGUAAUAUGUUGAGAAAUCAGAUGUAGAUGAAAUCAAUCAAUCAAAACACACUAUCUCUGUCACCCAUGUUACAAUGUGUCUAACAGCUCCAUUCAUUUGUGCAUUAAACCUGCAACAGGCAUUACAGAACACUAUAAACCUUUUCUUUUUUUCAUUUUUACAGAGCACUAUGAGUCCAAGGGCCUGAUUUCGUGUUGUUUUGGGUAUUUUUGAACAAAGUACAAGUCAGUCUUCCAGUUGUUUGCUUCACUGCCUGAAUGUGGCCUCCCCCAAGUCCCAUAUACACGUGCUGAUUGGAUGAAUGGAAACAAAUGACAGUAAUAAUAUCUGGGGGAAAGUCUUUUUACAUUCCACUGUUCGGCUUUGUCUACUGGAUGUGUGUAUGUGUGUGUGUGUUUGCACUGUGGGUGAGUGUCAAUAUUUGAACUUGUGUCCCUCUGUGUGUGUAUAUAUCUGCACUGAGUUCUAUUUUGCCAGUUUAAUACAGAACAACAUUGUUUACCGUUUUUAUUCUGUAUGAAACAAUCCAGAUGUACAAAGAAAUAUGUUUUUUUAAAAGUUGUCACUUCUUUAAGAAUCACUGCAAUUGUUGAUGACAAUGCUGGAACAAACCUCUCUUCAUAGCAGGGUUAUUUUUCCUUGUGUGGUUUAAAAGGACGUUUGGUUUGGGAGGAGACAACUCUGCUAUAUGUGAGCUUAGAGUGAAGGUCAAAGGAAAAAAUGUCACAAAGAAGCUUUACAACAACCUAUCAUGACUAUCAUACAACAGAUUUUUAGUUCAGACAGAAGCAGCUAUUCACAUUUUGUCCCAUCUGUCCUUAUCUGGUCCGAUCUGAUACACUAAGACCAGAAAAAUGAAGGGUGGCACCUUAACAUCACAGCUGACGUUCCCCCAAAACACCCCUGUUGUGCACACAUGCUUUCUGGCACAAAGUGUUCUGUGUGUGCCUUAUAAACCCUGCCACGCCUUGCUCUUCCCCAUAUGCGCUCCCUCUGUGUCGGGGGGGGGGAGGUGAGACAGGAGAUAAUCAUCACCUCUUUGCAUCACUGUUAGCCACGUCUCAGGUCAGAGCAGAGCAUCGGAGCAUCCCAAAAUAACCAGGAACACAGUCAUCUGUCUGUCCUGAUGGCCCUGUGUGUUAAACAAGGCAUUAUUUUGAGUGUUGCUGACAAAGCAUUACAUUCCAAAGGCUUAGUGAAAGUCACCUUGAUCAAUGCAGGUUAAAUAUUGGUUAAAUAACAGUCAGGGUUUGGUAAAUUAGUAUAUAGUUUUAAGAAAUCGAGCUAGUUUUGUCUGUCUACACUCUUCACUGGCCAAAUACCAUAAACUAGUAAAUUUUACUGGACAAGCUCGCAUUUCUAAUUUAGGGCAUUCUGCUUGAGACAAAGAGAGGUUAACCAGCAACAUUUUAAUUUAUAUACUGUACAAAUGAUUGUGACGUGUCCUGUAUUAAAAAAAAAUCAUCAGUAUUUACUGGGGUUGUUGAUAUCUGUCUGUCCUUGGUAUCACUCAGCCCCCUCUUUCACUCCCUUUUCUCUUUGUAGUUACACAUCUGUGGGGUGCACAAUGUUAAAUAUCAGCCAUUUAUUUUUUUGAAAUCUGUACAGUGUAUAUAAAAAUAUAAAUGUGUAUAUAAAACAAA